CUUUGAGUGACAUUUCUCUGGCUAACCCAAACCUUCUCUUGUUCCCACAGGUGAUCUCUGCGCUGUCCAGAAUCUCCCACAACAGCAUUGCACAGAUCAAAGGCAUCAGGCCCUUUCCAUCAGAGGACACAGCGCUGAAUGAAGAUGAUGUGUACCGGAGCUUGGAGGAGCUGGCAGAUGAGCAUGAUGUGGGAGAGGAUGACAUAUAUGACUGCGUCCCCUGCGAGGAUGACGGGGACGACAUCUACGAGGACAUCAUCAAGGUGGAGGUUAGACAGCCUAUGAUCAGAUACAUGCAGGUAAGUGUCACGGUGAACCGCACAUGAUUCUCUUAUGCUCCU
Carassius auratus (goldfish) is the source of this 341-nucleotide messenger RNA. Its product is annotated as guanine nucleotide exchange factor VAV2-like. The transcript is spliced from 4 exons. Gene Ontology annotation, cellular component: cytoplasm. Gene Ontology annotation, biological process: regulation of GTPase activity; cell migration. Lineage: Eukaryota; Metazoa; Chordata; Actinopteri; Cypriniformes; Cyprinidae. The annotation marks the transcript as partial. The record is from RefSeq and is a predicted model, not a curated record. Gene Ontology annotation, molecular function: guanyl-nucleotide exchange factor activity.